Messenger RNA from Molossus molossus (Pallas's mastiff bat), 1734 nucleotides. It is a transcript of the gene GYG1, whose product is annotated as glycogenin 1. Lineage: Eukaryota; Metazoa; Chordata; Mammalia; Chiroptera; Molossidae. The transcript is spliced from 8 exons. Gene Ontology annotation, cellular component: cytoplasm. The coding region runs from base 62 to 1114 and encodes 350 amino acids. The record is from RefSeq and is a predicted model, not a curated record. Gene Ontology annotation, molecular function: glycosyltransferase activity.
CCUGGCCGCGCUCCCCGCGCGCCCGGCGUCUCCCUGCACCUACCUGCGGCCCCCGGGCACCAUGGCAGAUCAGGCCUUUGUGACACUGACCACAAAUGAUUCCUACGCCAAAGGCGCCCUGGUGCUAGGCUCAUCUCUGAAACAGCACAGGACCACCCGGAGGCUGGCGGUGCUCACCACCCCACAGGUCUCGGACUCCAUGAGGAAGGUGUUAGAGACUGUCUUUGACGAAGUCAUCCUGGUCGACGUUCUGGACAGUGGCGAUUCUGCGCAUCUGACCUUGCUGGAGAGGCCUGAGUUGGGCGUUACGUUAACUAAACUCCACUGCUGGUCACUCACACAGUAUUCCAAGUGUGUGUUCAUGGAUGCAGAUACUCUGGUCCUAGCAAAUAUCGAUGAUCUUUUUGAGAGAGAAGAGUUGUCGGCGGCCCCAGACCCAGGGUGGCCCGACUGCUUCAAUUCCGGGGUCUUCGUGUACCGGCCUUCAGUGGAGACGUACGGCCAGCUGCUGCGCGUCGCUGCGGAGCAAGGCAGUUUCGACGGUGGGGACCAGGGUUUACUGAACAUGUUUUUCAGCAGCUGGGCAACGACAGAUAUCAGAAAACACCUGCCAUUUAUUUAUAACCUGAGCAGCAUUUCUAUAUACUCCUACCUCCCCGCGUUUAAAGCGUUUGGUGCGAACGCCAAAGUCGUGCAUUUCCUGGGGCGAAUCAAACCGUGGAGUUACACCUACAAUCCUGAAACAAAAAGCGUGCAGAGCGAGCCCCAGGACCCCACCAUGGUUCACCCCGAGUUCCUCAGCCUGUGGUGGGACAUCUUCACCACCAGCGUCUUCCCUCUGCUGCAGCAGUUCGGCCUGGCCACGGACCCCCACUCGCACCUCACCGUGCUUUCAGACUUGGUCUGUACACUGGCUUUCUCUUGUGGCUUCUGUAGAAAGGAAGAUGUCUCGGGAGCCAUGUCCCAUCUGGCCCUGGGGGAGACCCCCGCGCCAGCACAGCCUUCUGUGUCCUCGGAAGAACGGAAGGAGCGGUGGGAGCAGGGCCAGGCCGAUUACAUGGGCGCCGACUCCUUCGACAACAUCAAGAGGAAACUGGACACUUACCUCCAGUAGGCGCCGCGCCUUCCCAGGACACCUCACUCCACCGGCACUUUCCUCUGAUACUUAGUGUUAGAGCUGGUCUGUUACAGUUGCUAGAGGUUUCACUAAGAUUCAUCGGGUAAGGGUGUUGUAGGCCGAAACAGGGUGAGGACAGGGCAGACAUUAUGAAGUAGCGGUUCUGUCAUAUGGACAGUGGCCUGUUUUUUAACCCUAGGCUUCUUCAGCUAACGUUCCAGAUGUGCUCAGUUAUGCCAGUCGCCAACAUGUGUGGUAGGGGAAACCCAGCCUUACACUCUUACAUGGCUCUGCCAGCUCCUUAGACGUGCUGAGCCGGCGCCAAGUCCGCGUCCCCCGAAAGGGGCGCCCUGCGCCAGACCUGCAUUCUAGGCUGGCGGGCCCGCGGGUGGCUGCAGUUCUGCCUUCUGGUGAGGAUGCCUGUCGCACACUGCUGAGCGACUCACGCCACAAGCGCCAUUCCCCACUUCUCGCCUCGCCCGCGUCCGAAGAUGCCCCCGGGUCACUCCUGCGGGCAGCGCGCCACGAUGCUUUUGCCCGGGCUGCGUCCGGAAGCAGCGGUGUUCGCGACGGUGCCUGCGCUGCACCUCUAUGACAAAUAAAGACGUGUUGCCGCA